This is a messenger RNA of Episyrphus balteatus (marmalade hoverfly), 926 nucleotides long. RefSeq lists its product as uncharacterized. The record is from RefSeq and is a predicted model, not a curated record. The transcript is spliced from 2 exons. Lineage: Eukaryota; Metazoa; Arthropoda; Insecta; Diptera; Syrphidae. The coding region runs from base 81 to 740 and encodes 219 amino acids.
UUUACAGUAACCAAAAGUAUAAACAAAUUCAUUUUUUGUUUAAAAAAUAGGUAAAUUUUAAAAAUACUACAUCUAAAUAAAUGGAUAAAAGAAACACAAACAAUCCAUUUCGACGAGGAAAUGAUGGCAAUCAACAGCAAGCCAAAACCAAAAAAGAAUCCGAAUGGGGUAAAGUAAAAUUUAAUCCAAUUGCUAGAAAUGUUAUUACAGAACAAUCAACACCUUGGUCACAAAUGAAGAAUGAUCUAAUUAGGCAACAACAAGAUUCCGAACACGAAUCAAAGAUGACUCAAAAUUCAAAUGCUGCUGAAAUCCUUAAAAAACGAGAGGAAACUUAUCGAAGAAAUCUAAUUACAAGUAAAAGAAAUCAACCAACGCAAUGGGAAGAAUUCGACGACGACGACGAACUUGCACCAAGUUCUUCCAAGAAAACAAAAAAACAUAAACAAAAAGAACAGAUUGGAACUUUUGAUAAAAUAAAAAGUAAUAUUAAAGAUAUUAGGUCAAUGAAAAAGGAAGAUUUCGAUUCAAAAUUGUUGACAAAAGAUCAAAAUAAUUUUCUUAAGAAAUUUAUAACAAAAAAUGCUUGUACCGUAAAAGGAAAUGCUUCUCUGGAAGCGAUUGUGGAAGAUAUGAAACUAAAUGGAGUUAUUAAAACAGAAAGAGUAGAAAUUCCUAGGAAUAGUAACAAGAAUAAGAGGUUUAAGAAAAAAGGAAAGAAAAAUAAAUCGAUCAUUUAAAGAGAAAUUCUUCUAAUGCAUCUGGACUACGUUGUUUUUCAUAGAGUUGAUAGUUACUCUGAAAUUGUCAAACUUCUCUUAUUUGCUUUUUGUCUAGAAUCUUGGUUCAAAAUCUGAUGAACAAUUUUGUUACAAAGCAAAGACUACCUACAUACUAAAUUUAGUAAAAACAAAAUCAAUAAAUAG